This is a messenger RNA of Closterium sp. Naga37s-1, 1065 nucleotides long. The record is from the annotation of a GenBank genome assembly. Lineage: Eukaryota; Viridiplantae; Streptophyta; Zygnematophyceae; Desmidiales; Closteriaceae.
AUGCCAUACUCGUUUCCCCCUUGCACGCCCUCACUUUCCCCCUUGCACGCCCUCAUUUUCCCCCUUGCACGCCCUCAUUUUCGCCCUCUGCCCUGCCCUCAUUUCCCCCUUGCACGCCCUCACUUUCCCCCUUGCACGCCCUCAUUUUUCCCCUUGCACGCCCUCACUUCUCCCUCCCUUCUCUCUCUCCCUUCCCUCUCCCUUCUCUCCAUCUCCCCCCUUCUCUCCCUUCCCUCCCUACCCUCCCUACCCUCCCUUCCCUCCCUUCUCUCCCUUCUCUCCCUCCCCUCCCUUCUCUCCCUUCCCACCCUUCUCUCCCUUCCCUACCGUCUCUCCCUCCCCUCCCUUCUCUCUCUUCCCUCCCUUCCCUCUCUUCCCUCCCUUCCCUCUCUCUUCUCUCUAUUCCCCCCCUUCUAUCCCUUCCCUCCCUUUCCUCCCUACCCUCACUUCCCUCCCUUCCCUCACUUCCCUCCCUUCCCUCCCUUCUCACCAUUUCCUCCCUUCCCUCCCUUCCCUCCAUUCCCUCCUCCCCUCCCCUCCAUUCCCUCCGCCCCUCCCCUUUUCGCUCUUCCUCACCCUUCCCCGUCCCGCCCACUUUCUCUAACCAGCCAGGUCUCUGACUGGGGCAGCAGUGAUCUGAGUCUGUGGGAAGGAGGGUCAGUUCGUGCGCACGAGUGCGGAGCACGUCAAUUUCAACACGCGUGUGGCGUUCUGCAGCAGAGGCGCUGUGGAGUGGCGGGGGAUCCACCUUGCGCUGCUGGGGUCGCUGCUGCUCUGUUUUUCUGCUCUCAUGUUCACACUACUGCCGUCCUCCCGCCACACCUGCAUAGCCUGCGAAUCUUUCCAUGCCCUUAUCUCUCUGCGCUUCUCUUCCUGCCCCUCCCUCUCGGCGCCUCUCUUCCUGCCCCUCCCUCUCGGCGCUUCUCUUCCUGCCCCUCCCUCCCUGCGCCUCUCUCACUGCCAUCCACUCUCUGUGCCGCUAUUCCUGCCCUCAUCUCUCUGCGCCUCUCUUCCUGCCCCUCCCUCCCUGCGCCUGUCUUCCUGCCCUUUCCUCUAUGCGUCUAA